UGUUAUAGACCAUUCACAAGUUUAAUGCAUAUCUAAGCUCUUGAAAAGAGAGAGAGAAAAAGAAUCCAAAAGAAAAGCCCACAUUCUGUUCCUUUCAAUUCCUUAGUAAUACCAAAUCUGUCAACUUUUGUAGCCUCUCACUCAAUCUCUUCUUCCUUCUCAAAGAAUUUUCUCUAGAUGAGGCCUUCUUUGUUAGUCUCUAGUCUCCUACUUUUGUCCUUUCUCAUUUCUCAGGCUCAAGGAAUACGCUUAGGAAAAGGAUUUGCAUCAUUUGAGCAUCAUAAAAUCCAUGAAGGCACCCUCAUCAGAACAAGUAAUGGAGGCGUUGGAGAUGUUAUUCUCUGCAAAGAUGGGCAUUAUUCAGGGAACUGUAGAAAACUUAUGACGACAAAGACCACUUCUAGUACUAUCAACACUUCAAAGACUGUCAACAGUGGAGGGAACAGAGCUGACCCCAUGUCCCAGGGCAAAUCGAGUAGUGAACAGCUUGGCGGGAAAGAAGAAAAUUUCUCCAUUAACCCUUCACCUGUUACUGAGCACCGGCAAGGAUCCACCGAGCACUAUCCGGAUAUUUUAGACAUAGCAGGGAUGGAUUAUUCUCCGGCAAGGAGAAAAACUCCUAUACACAACUGAGAGUUUGAAGAAAAGGAGUAGCUUUAGAAAGAUGAGAAGUAAUAUAAGUACUUGGACAGCAUUACAGAAAUGCUGCAAUUUUUUAGGGUUAGGAAGAUCUUUGUACAUGGUAUAGUCCUAUAUUAUUCUUACAUUAAUUGUUAUUUGACCAUUGUUAUAUGGAAAUUACAUCAAAUAAAAUCAGUUUAUUGUAUUUAACCUA
Molecule: messenger RNA, 835 nt
Organism: Cornus florida
Lineage: Eukaryota; Viridiplantae; Streptophyta; Magnoliopsida; Cornales; Cornaceae
Exons: 5
Coding region: 178-633 (151 amino acids)
Source: RefSeq, a predicted model, not a curated record